This is a messenger RNA of Trichoplax adhaerens, 522 nucleotides long. RefSeq lists its product as uncharacterized. Lineage: Eukaryota; Metazoa; Placozoa; Uniplacotomia; Trichoplacea; Trichoplacidae. Gene Ontology annotation, cellular component: protein-containing complex; plasma membrane. The record is from RefSeq and is a predicted model, not a curated record. Gene Ontology annotation, biological process: heterophilic cell-cell adhesion; establishment or maintenance of epithelial cell apical/basal polarity. The transcript has 5 exons. The annotation marks the transcript as partial. Gene Ontology annotation, molecular function: calcium ion binding.
AUCGAUAGGUACAGUUGCCAAUGUUCCGGUGGCUACCAAGGGAUAAAUUGCGAAUUCGAAAUAGACGAAUGUUUAUCAAAUCCUUGUUUAAAUGAUGGAACUUGUAUUGAUUCUAAUAAUGGUUAUACAUGCAGCUGUAAAGCAGGUUUUUCAGGAGCAUUAUGUCAGUUAGAAAUCGACGAAUGUUUGUCAAAUCCGUGUUUAAACGAUGGAACUUGUAUUGAUUCGAAUAAUGCUUAUACGUGCAGUUGUAGAGCAGGUUUUUCAGGAAUAUUAUGCCAGUCGGAAAUCGACGAAUGUUUAUCAAAUCCUUGUUUAAACGAUGGAACUUGUAUUGAUUCUAAUAAUGGUUAUACAUGCAGCUGUAAAGCAGGUUUUUCAGGAGCAUUAUGUCAGUUAGAAAUCGACGAAUGUUUGUCAAAUCCGUGUUUAAACGAUGGAACUUGUAUUGAUUCGAAUAAUGCUUAUACGUGCAGUUGUAGAGCAGGUUUUUCAGGAAUAUUAUGCCAGUCGGGUAAGUAG